Zonotrichia leucophrys gambelii is the source of this 3742-nucleotide messenger RNA. RefSeq names its product sulfatase modifying factor 1 (gene SUMF1). The coding region runs from base 3 to 1055 and encodes 350 amino acids. The transcript is spliced from 9 exons. NCBI's taxonomy places the organism in Eukaryota, Metazoa, Chordata, Aves, Passeriformes, Passerellidae. Gene Ontology annotation, cellular component: endoplasmic reticulum. The record is from RefSeq and is a predicted model, not a curated record.
AGAUGGCGGCGCCCGCCCGGCUGUGCCGCUGCCUCCUCCCGCUGCUGCUGGCGGCCAUGGGAGCGGGAGCGGCCGCCGGGACCCCCGGCACCGCGGGCUGCGGCUGCAGCGCCAGCCGGGCCGCCGGGGACGGGAGGGAGGAGGCGGCGCAGCGCUACUCGGCGGCGGCGGGCAGCGGGCGGAGCGGCGGGCAGGGGCCGAUGGUGCUGAUCCCAGCUGGGGUGUUCACCAUGGGCACCCAGGAGCCCCAGAUCCAGCAGGAUGGAGAGGGCCCAGCCCGCAGGGUGCACCUUGGCAGCUUCUACAUGGACCAGUACGAGGUCAGCAACCGGGACUUCGAGAGCUUUGUCAACGCCACGGGCUACGUCACUGAGGCAGAGAAGUUUGGUGACUCCUUUGUGUUUGAGGGGAUGCUGAGUGAGGCAGUGAAGGCUGACAUCCACCAAGCAGUGGCAGCUGCUCCCUGGUGGCUGCCUGUGAAAGGAGCCAGCUGGAGGCACCCUGAGGGCCCCGGCUCCAGCAUCUCCAGCAGAAUGGACCACCCAGUGCUUCACGUGUCCUGGAACGAUGCCCUGGCCUUCUGCAGGUGGGCAGGGAAGCGGCUGCCGACGGAGGCCGAGUGGGAGUACGGCUGCCGAGGGGGGCUGGAGAGCAGGCUUUUCCCAUGGGGCAACAAACUGCAGCCCAAAGGGCAGCACUAUGCCAACAUCUGGCAGGGAGAAUUCCCCACCAAUAACACAGCAGAGGAUGGCUACAGGGGGACUGCACCUGUCUCUGCCUUUCCCCCCAAUGGCUACGGCCUCUACAACAUGGUGGGCAACGCCUGGGAGUGGACAUCGGACUGGUGGGCUGUGCACCACUCCCCCCAGGACCUCCACAACCCUCAAGGGCCGCCCUCGGGCACGGACAGAGUGAAGAAAGGUGGAUCCUACAUGUGCCAUAAGUCCUACUGCUACAGGUACCGCUGUGCAGCCCGGAGCCAGAACACGCCCGACAGCUCCGCGUCCAACCUGGGCUUCCGCUGCGCCGCCAGCAGCGCCCCGGGGCCGCGCUGAGCCAGCCCGGGCAGGGGGGCAGCCACCGGGGGCACCCACCUGGGCAGGGCUGCACCACCCGGGGCUGCACCCACCUGGGCAGGGCUGCACCCACCCGGGGCAGCCACCUGGGCAGGGCUGCACCCACCCAGAGCCAGCACCCACCUGGGCAGGGCUGCACCCACCCGGGAACAGCAACCUGGGCAGGGCUGCACCCACCUGGGCAGGGCUGCACCCACCUGGGGCCACGCUGAGCCAGCCUGGGCAGGGCUGCACCCACCUGGGCAGGGCUGCACCCACCUGGGCAGGGCUGCACCCACCUGGGGCUGCACCCACCCGGGCAGGGCUGCACCCACCUGGGGCUGCCACCUGGGCAGGGCUGCACCCACCAGGGGCUGCAGCCACCUGGGCAGGGCUGCACCCACCUGGGCAGGGCUGCACCCACCCGGGGCACCCACCUGGGCAGGGCUGCACCCACCCGGGAACAGCAACCUGGGCAGGGCUGCACCCACCCAGAGCCAGCCACCUGGGCAGGGCUGCACCCACCCAGAGCCAGCACCCACCCGGGGCAGCAACCUGGGCAGGGCUGCACCCACCUGGGCAGGGCUGCACCCACCCGGGCAGGGCUGCACCCACCCGGGGCCGCGCUGAGCCAGCCCGGGCAGGGCUGCACCCACCCGGGGCAGCCACCUGGGCAGGGCUGCACCCACCCAGAGCCAGCACCCACCUGGGCAGGGCUGCACCCACCCGGGAACAGCAACCUUAGCACAGUCCCUGGCUGAUGGCACCACAGAAAAACCUGGCUGGAAGCUCCUGCUGAGGGAAGAACAACCAGCACGACUCGAGAGCGCUUGGAGAACCUUCCUGUUUGUGAGCAACCUGGCCUGGGUGUUUGGGUUCAACUGGAACAAAACUGAGCAGAAACGUGCCAAUCGUGUUUUCAAAUACUACUUAAUCCCAGAAUUAGGCUGGAAAAACCUCCAGAAUUAUUGAGUCCAGCCCUUGACUGAUCACCACCUUGUCAACUACAACAGCUCCUCUUUAGACAGGAUCUUUAUUAAUUAAUUUAUGUAGAACUUCUACACUCAAAUGCAAUAAGCAAAGACUUUAUAAACUUCUAGACAGCUUUAAAAGAAAUUCUAGGCAAUUAGGAAAUUCUAGGCAGCUUUGAGAGACAAUGAAGGAGUCCAGAAUGAGGGCUGGGAGCUGACAGCUCUCCCCACAGGCAGCUUGCCCUUUGUCACAUUCCACUUGCAGUGAAAAUCAUGUCCAGAAAUGGGCUUCUCCUGGGAGAUAUUUGCUGCUCUUCAGGAAGUGCCUUCUGCAGCUGAGGGAGAUGAUCCUCAGGGUGAUGAUGAUUAAAAUCUUGUACAUAUUUGAAUAAAAUAUCAAGCAUUUGUUUAUGCCAAAGACUUUUAUUGAUGGAAAAACACAACUUCCUUUGAAUUUCUUGGACACAGCGUAGGCUUAUUUUAGGGACUUGGAAAAUGCAAUACUGGCCUCAUUAGAAACUGAAGCUAAUGAAUGAUUCCACUUGAAUAAGAGUCAUGGAAGUGAUGGCAGAUGGAACUAUGAGCCCUAAGACCUAAUAGGGUAAAUUUCUAAACUGUUUUGUUGAAAAUAAAAUUCCUCACUGGGAAGGAGAGGAAUUUUAGCAAAUGAGAAGGGAAAUGGGGGCAAUUAAAAGCAACCUCAUUUGGGAUCUGAAUGUGACUGUGGAUUAACAAAAGCCUUGGCACUGAUGCUGGUCCUUGCCAGUGUUGUCUUUGGUGUAGAAAAUUUGGUUUGAGUUUAAUGCAAAUCCAUCACCUGGCAGCUCCUUCUGCAGUGGUUUCAUGUUGAAAAGAUGACACAGGAGAAUGCCUGUGCAGCCCUUCACCAAACAGCAGCCUCCAGUGGGGUCCAGGUAAGCCCAGCAAGCAGCAAAAUCUAUCCCAGGACACAGCAUGGUGUGGCACAAUACUGAGAUAUUGAUAAUCAUUAUUGCACUCAGAGAAGAGAGAAGGAGGGAGGAUGAAGGCAAGCUCAGAGCCUUGUGAGCUGUUUGACUGAUUCAUUGUGGAUGAGCACACUGAGCUGUGAGGGGCAGACUGGGGCUCUGAAGGAGAAAUGAACAGAAAUUCAGCAGAUUUCUGAACAGUCUAUUUCUUUCCCAGUUUCUUGACAGGGAAUUUUUUAGUAAGAUUUUGGCAGCUGCAAUGCCAAGGCAUGGUGGAGCAUAGUGCUGUAUGGAAAAAGGCCAUUACCAACUGUCAGGAUGGUUCAGAAGUCAAUUAACCAUUAUUUUGUUUGUGCAAGGCCCUCAGUGUGGCUGUUUUGAGCAGCCCAGCACUGCUGCUGUCCUGGGAAGUUUGCUCCAAGCUGAUAAGUGGGAUCAGGUCCCUGCCAGGAGCUGCAGCCCUGGCGUGGGCUGAGGGCUGGGAUUGCAGGGACAGAGGGCUCAGCUGUGCUCCUGCUCUGGUGUAGUAAACCCCUCAGGUUUAGCCAGGGCCCCUUGGAGAAUAGAAUGCUGACACAGCGGCAAAGAAGUUUCCUGUCUCCAGGGACAUCCGCCUUGUACCUUAUCCCUAUAGCCAUGUAAGGCAAUAUUGUGUUAAACCCUACCAUUGGUCACUUAUGGUCACUCUAACACCUUUGCCAUUGGUCAGAUUGGAUCCAGGCCAAGGGUAUAAAAGUAGCACACUGUACCCUACUAACUCGGGAGAAGA